GCCGGGCGGCGAUAGUGAGCGUCUAAAGUUUAACCACCGCUAAAACCAUAGUAAAGAAGAAGACUAUUCCACAUUACAACAAGAUACAGUGGAUACGAAUGAUGUAGCACAGGUUUUCGAUACUUGUUUUGGCGGUGUGGCCUAGUUUUAAUCUAUUUUUAAUUAACCUCCAAGACUCCAAGAAGCGGGAUAUUUCUGGAGCCAACAUGGCGACUACGGGAAGUACGGAUGGACACCAGCGUCUGGCCACCAAUCAAGACCCUACUGUGCAGGAGUGUGGCGCGGAGGAGGAGAAGGAGAAGGAGGCGGGUGACGUCAACUCCACUGUUGCUGAAAAUGGUGACCACAGGAAAGAAGCUGCAGCAGAUGUCAGCCCUUCCUGCUCUGAUCCACAUCCAUCGCCAUCGUCCACAGACCAGACGUUCACGGUCACAGCUUCGGUUCCUGACGAUGAACCAAACAGUUCUUCAGAGACAGGAACUGGUCCUGAGGUAAAGACAGAGGAGACGGACAAAGAAAACGUAUCUGUAACAGACGAGAACAACUCAGAGGGCGAGGACACAGAUAUGGACAAAACCUCAGACGCGCAAAAGGACUUGAAGGAGAACGCUGCGCCCCGCAGCUGUACACUGAGGGUGUCUACAGCGGAUGACCUGGACGAGAUGAUGGACAUCGGUACGGUGGACCAGAUAGACCAAGAAGCUCAGAUGGAAAAGGAAGAGGGAUGGGAAACACCCAGAGAUGUGCAGAGGACGCCCUCUUCUGGCAGCUCUCCCACAGGUCAAGUGGAGGAGGAUGAGGAGGAGCAAGGAGAUGUGAAGCCCAGUGUUCUGACACCUCCUAAGGCAGAGACGCAGGAGGAAACGACCAGUUCAGGGAGAACCAGCUUAUCGCCCCCGCCCAAGGUGAAUGGAAUGAGAACCCGAUCCCAGACGGCUAAGUCGUCCAGGUCCACUUCACCGCCGCUGGUCAAGGUGAAGGACGAGCCCGAGGACGAAGAGUACGACCGAGCUCUGGUUUCCUCCACGUCCGACGCCAGUGUGAAGGACGAACCAACCACGGCCAGGGAGGACUUGGGGAUCGGGUCGGUCUACUCCGUCACCCAGUCUACCAGUUCCCAGAAGCCUCCUGUCCUCUCGUCCUCACACAUGUCCUGCUUCAACUGCAAAAAGAAUCUGCUGAAAGGACAGACGGCGUUCCAGAGGAGGGGCUGCUCGGCGCUCUUCUGCUCCACCUCCUGCCUGGCCACCGCCCUGCCCAAUCAGAAGAGUCUCAGCGUCAUUUGCUUCAACUGCCAAAAGGCGGUCCUCCGACCUCAGGACAUCAUCCUGUCCCCCGACGCUAAAGGAGCCAUGAAGGAGUUCUGCAGCCAGAGUUGUUUGAGUGCCUUCAACUACAAGAAAAGGAGCUCCGCCACCAAGAAACCAGAAGCCACCAAAGCAAUAGUAUCAAAAGGACCGCACUGUAUCUGCAGCGUGUGCAACAGGAUCUGUGUUAGUAAACACGAGGUGGUCCUGAACGAGGCCGUGCACAAACUCUGCAGCGACCUCUGCUUCACCCGUUUCCGCUCGGCGCACAACCUGUCAGUGGCCUCCUGUGCGAACUGUGGCUCCUUCUGCCACGGAAAGUCAAUGACGCUGCGGCUGGAGGGAACCAGCAAAACCCUGUGCAACCUGACCUGCCUGGCCAAAUACAAGGAGAAAAACAAGACAACGCAGCCGUGCUCCAUGUGUCGAGUCGAGCGCUUGAUAUCGGAGAUGGUGGACAACAAAAACAACGAGGACGACUCUGUCAACCUGUUCUGCAGCAGCAGCUGUGUGAUGGCCUUCAUGGUUCAGACCGUCAGUGCCUCAGGGGCGCGGGUCAACUGUGACCACUGUGGCAAAAAUGCCGUCCCUGCGUAUCACCUGGCCAUGUCGGACACCAGCAUCAGGAACUUCUGCUCUCUGCCCUGUGUCAUGACUUUCCAGGAGAAUUUUAAGAAAUCCCAAAAACAGAUGAACAUCUUCACAAAGUUACCAGUUGGAUCGUCACAAAGCCCGGAGUCGGCUCCAGUGGAGCUGGAGGCGGAUCUCUCCAAGGACGCCGACGCACUGAACUGUUCCCAGUGUGGACGCCACAUCACCUUCACACCUGAAGUCAUCCACCUGAAGGAUAAGAUGGUGUUUGUGUGCAGCCCGGAGUGUUCGCAGGAAUACAAGAAUGACAACUUUGUCACCAGUCCGUGUGAGUACUGUAAGGCAGAGAAGAUCACCACGGAGGUCAGGAGGAUCAACAACAAGGACUGUCACUUCUGCAGUGAAGGCUGUAAGCUCCUCUUCAAACACGACCUGGCCAAAACCUGGGGCAAACACUGUCCGUCCUGCACCUACUGCCACUGCACCUCAAAGAAGGUGGUGACAGCGCAGUACGGGGGCGCCACCGAGGAGUUCUGCUGCGAGGAGUGCAGGUCCAAAUACACCAUGCUCUUCUGCCACUUGUCCAAAUGUGACAUGUGCGGAACCAAAGGGAAACUGAAGCAGAGUCUCCCCCUGCUGUCCGAGGUCAAGUACUUCUGCGAUCAGACCUGUCUGCUGCAGUUCUGUGUUGAAAAGUCGUCACAGGGAGAGCUCUCCAAAGAUCCAGCCGAGGACACACCUGUCAUCGCCAACGUCAUGUCGCUCGCAUCAGAAAAUGCCACGGCUUCUGAGCAAAGUAGCAGACAAGCAGGCACAACUACUAAACCUCUGUCAAAGAACUCGACACAAACUGAAACAGUCGAACCACAAUCUCCAAAAAUCCUGAAGAACAAAGCUCUUCUCUGUCGACCGCUGGUGAAGAACAAAGGAGUCUCCUGUAGACUACAGACGUCAGACGCUGAGUCACAGACAGUUGGCAUCUUCCCAAAGAUGAUGGUGAUUCCCGUGCCGGUGCCGAUCUACGUCCCAGUUCCCAUGGCCAUGUACAGCCAGUUGACUCCUCAGGCCGUGGCUCUCCCUCUACCACUUCCUGUGCCCCUGUUACUUCCUGUCACCACGGACAACGCCGAACGCAUCAUAGAAACCAUCCAGGAGAUCAAGGAGAAGAUUCCCGCUGAUCCUUACGAGGCCGACAUCAUCCUCAUGGCGGAGAUGGUGGCGGAGCAGAGCGAGCCGGAAGUAAAGGAAAAGAAGGCAAAGGUCAAGGUGGAGAGGAAGUCGGGGAGACGUGCGACGGCGGCAGCGGAGGAUCGCACCGGUGCCUACGGUGACGACCUGGACACGGAGGACUUGGCCACUUUCCUCAACAACUUUGAAGACAACUCCUCUGACACGGGUCUCAGGCCGCUGAGUCGACCUCACUCGCGGGAGAAGUCCAACUCGGUGGCGAAUGCUUCUGCGGCCGUGGACUCCCAGCCUGUGGCUCCGCCUCCUAUGGACGUAGAAACUGAUUUUAACGUCGAAACUCUGGAGAAGAUGGCACGACUGAGGGAGCAUUCCCAGAGGUCUCCCAGUCCCCCUCCCACCACCUCACGACGGAGACAAGCUAACAAGAAAGGUCGAGAAAAGAGGGGUCGUAAGGCGCAGGAGUCUAAAGCGGCAGACAAGAAAUCUCAAAAAGGUUCUGCCCUCAAGGCCGCUGCCACAGAUCUCCCAAAACUUCAGAGUCGAUACGGAGUGGACGCCUGGAAGCGAUGGAUGCAGUGGAGGCAAAGUCAGCCCAACCUGGUCAAACCUCGAUUCGGUUCGCGGCCCAUGGAGUUGAAGGAGGACCUCCUCAAAUGCACCACAACCGAGCUGAGCUACGGCCUCUGCUGCUUCAUCUCGGAGGUGAAACGACCCAACGGGGAGCCGUACACGCCUGACAGCCUCUUCUACCUCUGCCUGGGCAUCCAGCAGUAUCUGUUCGAGCACAGUCGCGUGGAGAACAUCUUCACAGAUCGGUUCUACAGCAGGUUCUCUGCAGAGUUCACCGAGAAGCUGAGGGAUUUUCAGCCUUUGGUCACAGACAGUGGUUACAUUCACUCCCUUGUGGAGGAGGAGUUCCUGUGGGAGUGUAAACAGUUGGGGGCGUACUCCCCCAUCGUCCUCCUCAACACGCUCCUCUUCUUCUGCUGCAAGUACUUUGGCUUCACCACGGUGGAGCAGCACCGGCAGCUCUCCUUCGCCCACGUCAUGCGCUGCACCAAAAACAACCUGGACAACACCCGCACCACCUUCCUGCGCUUCUACCCGCCCAUCUCCACGGAGGCAGAGUCAGACCCCGAGACUCCGGCCAAGAAGCGUAAGGACGAGGAGGCUAAGGAGGACAUCCUGGAGAUGGUGGAGAACCAGGAGAACCCUCUGCGCUGUCCUGUUCGACUCUACGAGUUCUACCUUUCUAAGUGCUCUGAGUCGGUCAAGCAGCGCACCAACGUCUUCUACCUUCUGCCUGAGCGAUGCUGCGUCCCCAACAGCCCCCUCUGGUUCUCCUCCACCGCCCUGGACGACACCACCAUGGAGGCCAUGCUCACCCGCAUCCUCACCGUCAGGGAGCUCCACGUCCAUCUGAUGAAGCAGAAAAGCACCAGACGGAAAACCAGCAGAAAGUCGUCGUACCGACCAAACACGGAGGAGGAGGAGGAGGAGGAGGAGUUGUCGGAGUGACGGAGAGACGAAAACUGACUGACAAACUUCAGAAGUGACCUUUUCCUGAUCAGUGCAGCCAACGGUGGUGUAGACCGACUGAUACAUUGGUUCAAACAAACAAUAAUUGACUCUUAGCUCUGGUCAUGAACUUUCUGAAAAAGACUUGCUUUUGUUUACUGUCACAAAGAAAUAGUCAACAAAGCGGCCACUAGUGAGGAGCUCAGCAGGUACACAGACAAACAAAAGGCUUUUCUCAUUGAUGUUGACAAGAAAUAUUUACACCAAGAGACACACUGAACAGAUUUCACUGCUAACUUUGUCCAACUACACAAUCAGAAUCAGAACAUUCCUUAUUGGUCAAAAAAAAAAGAUUCUUUAAAAAAAAAAAA
This is a messenger RNA of Cynoglossus semilaevis (tongue sole), 4975 nucleotides long. RefSeq names its product zinc finger MYM-type protein 4-like. Bases 207 to 4604 code for a protein of 1465 amino acids. Gene Ontology annotation, molecular function: zinc ion binding. The transcript is spliced from 27 exons. Lineage: Eukaryota; Metazoa; Chordata; Actinopteri; Pleuronectiformes; Cynoglossidae. The record is from RefSeq and is a predicted model, not a curated record.